Messenger RNA from Morus notabilis, 790 nucleotides. RefSeq lists its product as uncharacterized. Lineage: Eukaryota; Viridiplantae; Streptophyta; Magnoliopsida; Rosales; Moraceae. The record is from RefSeq and is a predicted model, not a curated record. Gene Ontology annotation, molecular function: structural constituent of ribosome; small ribosomal subunit rRNA binding. Gene Ontology annotation, cellular component: ribosome. Gene Ontology annotation, biological process: translation. The transcript is spliced from 3 exons. Bases 176 to 628 code for a protein of 150 amino acids.
CCUUGAGCUUAGAUAGAGAUCAUCAUCAGUGAAAUCCGGCCCUCUCCCCCAGCCGUCGACCCUCCUUCGUGCGAGCCCCGUCGACUCACCCCUUCUCCCGGAUUCCACCGGCCAUUUUUGCGAGCCAAUUUCAAGCCAUCUGCAAGCCAAGCUCCUCCACGAGGGAAAAAGGAAAAUGCCUUUGUAUGAUUGUAUGCUUCUGCUGAAACCCCAUGUGAAGAAAGAGGCUCUCAUUGACUUGGUCGCUAGAGUGGGCAAACAUGUUUACAGAAGAAACGGGGUUCUCACCGAGGUGAAAGCAUUUGGAACUGUUCACUUGGGUUACGGAAUUAAGAAGCUUGAUGGAAGAUAUUUCAAGGGCCAACUGAUGCAGAUGACUAUGAUGGCCACUCCCAACAUCAACAAAGAGCUGCUUUACCUGAACAAGGAAGACCGAUUGCUGCGCUGGCUUCUGAUUAAACACCGAGACACAAAGUAUGGAAUGGAUUUUCUUAACGAAGAGCACGACAGAAAUUCACAGGAAAAGUAUUCUGAGCGCAGUUUAUUUGAACAGUGGGAGAGUGACGAGGAGGAUGAUGAGGAGGAUGACGAUGAAUAUAAUGUGGACGAAGAAGGAAAAGAGGCUUAAAGGUUAACAAAAUGUUUUCGUAGUUCCUACCUAUAAUUUCAAUUAAAUGGCGUUUUGUUCAAACCCAGAUGCAAAUUUUGUCAGGGUAGUGGAUAGCAAUGUGUUGUACACUUUCUUUUUGGCAUGAAGUUUAUAGACAAUGGUUGUUCAAUUGGCUUAACA